UGAUGGCGGCCUCCAGAUAUUUUUACCCCUGCGGCGCAGACGAAAGCAAACAAUGCUUUAACAACAGUAACAUAGGCUACAUCAUAGACAGUGGAUUGUGUGCUGGCUUACAAUGCUUUAACAACAGUAACAUGCUACAUCAUAGCCAGUGGAUUGUGUGCUGGCUUACGUGCUUAUUAAAAUAUUAGAGUCAGUGGUUUAGGUUUAGAGCUUUCUUCAGGUACCUCGGUCAGGUAUUACAGGAGUGUCAGGUACCUAGGUCAGGUAUUACAUGAGUGAGUCAAGCCUGUGGUUGUAGGAUUAGGUUAAAUACAGGUUCACGUGAUCUGUGGGUUUAGGUUAUUGUUGUGUAGACUAGAAUGUAGCGAUUCACAGGGUUUUUAUGUGCACUAUAGGGCGACUUCUUUAUAAGACUAAGCUAGUCUUCGUGGUGUUAAACAAAACUGGAAUCUUAAAGAAUUGACGAAUGUGAAUCUCUAUGGAUAGAUAAUUAAGUUGAGAACUGAGUUGUCGAACAUUUGUCUCAUUGGAUUGUCUAACUUCCGUACAUAUGAAAAGGUCUCGAGGCAAGAUGGCGCCCGAGCACUCACAGAAGUCAUUGCUGAAGAUGGACCACAGCAACAUCUACAAGGAGAACGUGGUGCUGGAGGAGGGUCUGAUGGAGCAUAUCGGGAACAUCAAGAGGGACGAGCGCCGCAUCAUGGCGGAGGCGGGGGAGCAGUUGGAGGAGAUCCGGAAACAGGUGGAGGUCAUCACCAAGCUGCAGGAGGCGGUCAGGAACCGGAACCCCGGGGAGUCGGUGGACAUGUUGACCAACACCCGCGCCACGCGCUACGGCAUCGACUUCGCGGAGCUGGCCAAAACGAGCCGCUCCCAGACCAAGCUGGACCUCGAGCGAGAAAAAUUCAGCUCCAAAAAUUUGUUCAACGUCCGAAGGGCGAGGUCAGAGGUCGGGUUUGAGUCACUUCCGGUGAAAAAGUUUUUCCACCCUCCGGUGAUAGAGGUGGAGACGGCGCCCUCUGUUGUGGCAGAAGCAGACGACGAAACAAAGCCGGCAUUGCCGGAACCUACGCCCGAACGGGUGAAGAGCUCUAAGGGGUAUCUUAAACCAACAGCUUCGUCACAAAUCGGCGUCAGGCCGGCAACUUCCGGUCAUUUCAUGAACUCGAAACCGGACGACCUUCUCCCACCACGCGCUCAAACAGCGGUGUACAGGUCAAGGUCGCGCCGUGAACUUGAACUUUUAAGCCGCGUCUCGCCGCAGGAGGACGACACGCUGCUCACCUUCGACAACAGGAGGCGCACCAUGGAGGUGCUGGGGGAGCGGAGGCGGAGGUCAAGGCUGGAGAAGCUCCGGGUCGAGUCCAGCUGUCUGCAGGGCAAGGUCAACGAGUUCAUCACGGACAUCGAGAGGUUCAACCAGCGGCAGACGGUCAAAAACAGCCUGCAGAGGAGAGAUACUGCCUUGGUCUUUAAAGGGUUAACCACUGUUUUGUAACUUGGGGCUGUUUUGUAACUUGGGACUGAUGGCUGUUUUGUAACUUGGGACUGAUGGCUGUUUUGUAACUUGGGACUGACGGCUGUUUUGUAACUUGGGACUGAUGGCUGUUUUGUAACUUGGGACUGAUGGCUGUUUUGUAACUUGGGACUGACGGCUGUUUUGUAGUUUUCGGCCAACAGCUACUUUAUAAACUUACGGCCAACCUAGAGAAAGAAAAUAGCCGUCAUUGUGUUAAGUAAGGGCUGUUGAUUAACUACAAACACCAUUCUGGUCGAUAUUCACCCAUACUGCCUUUUAUAGUUACAUGUUUCACUAAGUCGCAGUCACGUAGUGCUUCGAACUAUUGAGUUGUUGUUUUGCUAAUGGCCAAAUAAUUUAAACAAUACGUCAAAUUCCGUUACUCAUUAUUAAAGCCGCUUUCAGUUUAGCGAUAUUAAGAAAUGAUUGGAUAUAUAAGAAAUAUAAAAAUGCAUGCUGUGUUAUAUUUUCAAUCCGCUCAUUUCCAUUAAAACCCAAGGCCAAUCCACUUUGAUUAGAGACUUACGUAAAGACGGCUCUAAAUCAUAUAACAUUGGAGCAAUCUAUAACAACUCAUUAAAUGUCGUAUAUAUAUAUAUAUGACGUCACACUUCUAAAACGACUUAAUCCCCCCCUCCCCUUCCUCUAGCCCCAUCAUCAAUCGUCUUAAAAUAUCCGACCACUCUCCCUAAAAUCACGUUAAGCUUUCGCAAAAGUGUGACGUCACUCCUAAGGGUACCCCCCCCCCUCUUAAACAGUCUGGAGUCAAACUUCUAGAAGUAGGAAGUCAAUUAAAAGCUCCAUAAUCAUUCAACAGCAGGGCUUUGCUAAAAGUGUGAGAAAGUUAUUAUAAAAUAGUGUGGUAAGUUUUAAAUCAAUUAUUCCCAAAUAUUUCACAACGGCUAUUUUAGCCUGUUGCUUCAGCAAUGUACCGUAUCGAGUUUACAACUGUUGCAUGAUUGAUUUCCAAUAAUCAAUACAGCGAAGAUUAAAAUCUUACCGUAUACAUUUACACAGUAAAAGCAGUUCAACAAAUAUCAACUAGUAAAUACCCGUGUUACAACGUGUGUUAAUAUAACCGUUGGUGUAGAUAAAAAUAUUUUUGUAAUGUACAUUUAUCUUUUUGAUAUGCAUUAAAAGUGUUAUUUGUGUUGAUAAAUAUUGUCCCUUGUCAAUAUUAGGUAGUACUAAUACAUGUUUUUACCAUGAGUAUGUUUCUGAUAUUGAUAUUUCACUUUCAAUCAUAAAAUAUUUCCCCAAGCUGUAAAUGUUUAUAUAUUCGACACAAAUAUUUGUUUCAUAUUUUAAACACAUUCUCUGCCAUGUAAAA
Messenger RNA from Physella acuta, 2849 nucleotides. RefSeq lists its product as uncharacterized. The record is from RefSeq and is a predicted model, not a curated record. NCBI's taxonomy places the organism in Eukaryota, Metazoa, Mollusca, Gastropoda, Physidae.